Molecule: messenger RNA, 3252 nt
Organism: Microstroma glucosiphilum
Lineage: Eukaryota; Fungi; Basidiomycota; Exobasidiomycetes; Microstromatales; Microstromataceae
Exons: 2
Coding region: 1-3252 (1083 amino acids)
Biological process (GO): oligosaccharide metabolic process; protein N-linked glycosylation
Cellular component (GO): endoplasmic reticulum membrane
Molecular function (GO): Glc3Man9GlcNAc2 oligosaccharide glucosidase activity
Source: RefSeq, a predicted model, not a curated record
AUGUCUGGUUACAAUUCUCCUCACCAGAAACAAUCUGAUGGCGGCAACACCGAUCACGACUCUGCACACCGUCACGGCAAGCGAGUCUCCAUGGACGAAGCAUUUCAGAAGCUGCACACUUCCUCCAAGUGGGAGACAAAGGAGGAAAAGAGACUCAAGGAGGACGAGCACAAGCUGCGCUACUGGAGGCGAUGGGGACCCCAUCUGAGCGAGAGGCAAUGGUCAACGGUGAGGGAGGACUACAGUGCAGAUGGUGACCCAUGGAACCACUUUCCUCACGAGAUGGCUAGAAGCAGGACAUACCGAUGGGGAGAAGAUGGCAUUGGUGGUAUCAGUGACAACCACUGCCGCAUGGCCUUUAGCUUGGCUUUCUGGAAUGGCAAGGACAGGAUGCUCAAGGAGCGCCUCUUCGGUCUGGCCAACAACCAGGGCAAUCACGGAGAGGACGUCAAAGAGCUCUACUACUACCUUGACAACACGCCUUCUCACUCGUACAUGAAGAUGCUCUACAAGUACCCUCAGACUGCCUACCCUUAUGAGCAGCUCGUCCGCGAGUCUCAAAACCGUGGUCGAGAUGUUACCGAAUUUGAAAUUACCGACACCGAUCUCUUCGAUGAGAACAAGUACUGGGACAUCUUCAUCGAGUAUGCCAAGGACGACGAGGACGAGAAUGCCAUUUCCGUCCGCAUCAGUGCCUACAACAGAGGUCCCGAGCCCGCCGACCUUCACAUCAUCCCACAGCUCUUCUUCAAGAACUAUUGGUUCUGGCCAAAGGUGACUCCUGAAAAGCCUACUCUACGUCAAGUAGGUGAGGGGAUUGUCCAAGCCGACCAUGAAGAACUGGGUAGAAAGUACAUGUACUGCUCGCCAAGUCCCGCUCCCAGUGCUCCCGCUCCCAAGCGUGGUCAGCCCGUUCCGGAGCCCAUCUCACAGGACGAGGUUGUGCCCCAAUUGCUCUUCACCGAGAAUGAGACCAAUUUCGAGCGUCUUUACAACGGCAAGAACAUCAACAAGUAUGCCAAGGAUGCUUUCCACGACCACCUCAUCCCUAAUCAUCGUCUCGAGAAUGACCGCCCGCAGCUGGUCCGAAAGACGCGCCCAGUCAAGCGCCAGGUCGUCAAGACCGUGAAAAGGCCCGGCAAUCUCACAAAGACCUCCACGAGCGCCAAGGCAGGAUCAGCCCCCGAUAACCCGGCGGUGGUAGAGAUGGAGGACAGCGAGCACCAAUGGGUGGAAGAGGAGAUCGUUGAGGAGGUCGACGACAUAGAAGAGUACUUUGAACAGCCGACUAACACAGCACCGACCCGUGACUACGUCAACCCGGACAAGAUCGGUACCAAGGCAGGAGCCCACUACUUCUUUGAGCAGGUUCCAGCUUACGGCGGAUGCGCAGUCGUCAGGAUGAAGUUGACAUCAAAGACGCCAGAAGAAGAUCCUUCUAUUGAUGACGAUGAGCAGUUCGAUGACCUGGUAGAGGAGCGCCGAUCCGAGGCCGACGAGUUCUACGCUCGCGUGGCCAGUGGCUCUAUGUCGGACGACAUGAAGAACAUCAUGAGGCAAGCCCUGGCCGGAAUGCUGUGGAACAAGCAAUACUACUGCUUCAUCCUGUCCGAGUGGCUAGCCGGAGACCCGGGUCAACCACCUGUACCCUCCAACCGCAAGUGGAUUCGAAACACAGAUUGGAAGCACUUGCACAUGGAGGACAUCCUUUCGAUGCCCGACAAGUGGGAGUACCCCUUCCCCUGUGUUUGGGACACUGCUUUCCACUGCAUCCCGCUCGCCAUGGUCGAUCCCUGGUUUGCCAAGAAGCAGCUCGACCUCUUCACCCGAGAGUGGUAUAUGAAGCCCGACGGAUCGUUGCCAUCAUAUGAGUGGAACUUCGGAGAUGUCAAUCCUCCUGUGCACGCCUGGGCCGUGUUCCGAGUCUUCAAGAUCGAGAGGAAGAUGUACGGCCGUGAAGAUCUAGACUUCCUGGAGCGAGUCUUCCAGAAGCUGCUCUUGUGCUUCACGCAGUUUGUCAACAAGUUUGAGAAUGGUUUCCUCGGUCUGGACAACAUUGCACCCUUCAAUCGAUCCGAGUCUCUGCCGGUUCCAGGAACUCUUCGACAGAUCGAUGGACUGAGCUGGAUGGCCUUCUUCAGUCUGCAGAUGUUGAACAUGUCCCUGGAGCUUGCCAAGCACAACAAGAACUACGAGGCCAUGGCUAGCAAGUUCUUUGAACAUUUCAUCUGGCUCAGUGAAUCCAUCAACCCGAGCCCCGACAGCGAAGACGUCAGCUGCUGGGACGAUGAGGACGGCUUUUACUACGACACUCUGCAGCAUGGCAACCGCGAUGCUCAGAUCAUCAAGGUACGCUCCCUUGUCGGACUCAUGUCGCUGUUCCCCGUCUUGGCCAUCGAGCCAUGGGUCUUCAAGCGCUUCCCGAGCUUUGCUGCUCGAUUCCAGUGGUUUGUCCACAACAGGCCUGCCCUGGCUGUGCGGAACGUCAUGACCACCGGUGGAAAGAGGGAGCGACGACUGCUGAGCGUGGUGAGCAAGGAGCGCUUGGAGCGCAUCCUACGUCGCAUGCUGGACGAGACCGAGUUCCUGUCCAGCUACGGUGUCCGCUCUCUCUCCAAGGUGCACCAGGCUGAACCCUUCAGGGCCUUUGGAGACGAGUACAGCGUCGAGUACUGGCCUGGAGACUCCCGCUCGCCCAUGUUCGGCGGCAACUCAAAUUGGCGAGGCCCCAUUUGGGUCGCUCCCAACUUGCUCCUCAUCGAGUCCCUGCAGCGCUUCUACCAGUACUAUGGUCCCGACGAGUUCAAGGUCGAGUGCCCUACUGGCUCUGGCGACUUUAUGGACUUGGCUCAGAUUGCCGAGGAGAUGCAACAUCGAAUCAUCUCCAUGUUCACUCGCGACUCAAAGGGCGUCAGAGCCUGCAACGGCGGUACAGCCAUGCUGGACCACGAUCCUUAUUUCCGGGAUCUAGUCCAAUUCCACGAAUUCUUCCACGCAGACACUGGUGCCGGAUUGGGAGCCAGUCACCAGUGUGGAUGGACAGGUUGCGUCGCAGCCAUGAUAUUGCAAAGUGGAUUGACGUAUGGUGCUCGUACGCCUAGGACACCGAGGAGUACUGCUGCACAUUACUUUGAUGAACACUUGACGGAUGCUGAUAACAAGAGUGAUGCGGGUAGCGUCAGUGUUGGAUUGGGACCACAGUGGUCACACAGCGCUGGAAUCUCUAGACCGCCUUCGCCCGAUGAGCUGUAG